CUUUUUUUUUCUUUUUUUUAACAGGUUGGACUGGAGUGAUUCUUACCAAUCUAAAGUUUUCUUUACUCUUCCAAAGACGACAGGCGUUGUAAUUUGAAAAUGUUUGGACACAAUGGACCUUUCUCUUAUUCUCCAAGGGGUUUCUCACAAGACGACUUCCCUCAGCACAAGCGACCUUUCCAACAAGAUGAGUUCAAAGGGUCUUCAUUUCAGAGAAAUGACAUGUUCAGACCCAGUGGAAAAUCAAUAUAUAUGCAGAGGAAAGAGUACUCCGAAACACUCAACAAACAAUCGGACAACUUUCACGUCAGAGUGGAGCACCUGUUCACCUGUGAGCUGGAUGGCCAGGAGCUGAAGACAGUGGACGACUGCGUGGCUAAGCUCAAGAGGCUGGACACCAAAGGUCGUCUGUGGCCCCAGGAGAUGAUCAUGGAGGUGCAGGGGGGAUAUCUACUGCUCAGUGACAUCGAGACCAAGGCAGAACUGGAGUCGCUGCCUUUGAGUUACAUCCAGAAAACCAAAGCUGUGCUGGAUAGCUGCGCCUACGACUCUCUGCUUACAGUAACAAUACAGGAACGCAACAGACGUUUUCCUCAGGUCUACAUGUUCCAGUGCGAGGAGAUGGGGGCGGAGCUCAUCAAGACUGAUCUGGAUAAGGUAGUCCAAAAUGGAGACAAUGUGGAGCCACGCAGGGAGCAGCCUGAUAUCAGGAUUAAUCUAGAGAAUAUCAUUGGGCUACAUACUUUGGGAAGUUUCCGGCAGAAUGGGCCUUCUCCUGUGCAGCGAGAAAGGACCCCACCGCCACCAGACCACCCACCUCCACAGUUUAGAGAACCAGAAUAUAUUGUCCCUCUACGAGUCAACACCCCACAAGAAAAGAUGAUGUUCAGUCCUGAUUAUGAUGAAUUCCAGAGCAGCCCGGACUUACCUGUGUCACCUGAGCAAAUGCAAGCAGAGAGGAACUCGGACAUUUUUAAUCAUGUUGUCAAUGAUUUGGAGGUCUUCAUGAGCAAAUUGUCUGCAGUGAAGACAGCUUCACUGCAAGAGGACAGAGCACAAAGCACAAAGAAAAAUCUGUUUAAGAAGAAGAAGAAGUCACCGAAAAAUGCAGCACCAGCUGUCCGUUUGCCACCCGCUGAGGAAUACAUCUCCUGUCUUCAGAAAAUCAAAUAUGGAUUCAAUCUGCUGGGCCAACUGGACGGGAUACUGGUCAACCCCACAGCUCCUGAAUUUGUCCACAUUUUCUUCUCUAUCUUGGCUUUUAUAGUGCCCCAGUAUCCUGCAGAACUGCCUCCUACUGUGGUCUCCCCUCUGCUGACGGUGACGGCCUUGCGGCUGCUCAGUCAGGCCCUCGACCAGGAGGAGGACCAGCUAUGGAGGGCUCUGGGAGACAGCUGGAACAUCCCCAGGACUAGAUGGCCAGAGGAUGUCCCACCUUACAUCCCAGACUUCUACGACGGCUGGCAGCCACCUGCCCCCUCAUCCAUGUCUUCCCCACCGCCUUAUCGGAAUAGUCCAAUAAGCCGGAGCAACAGUCAGCGCUUCACACCUGAUGAAGGCCAUCCUGAAGAGCCUAUAAGCAGUGGUCCAUGGGGCUCACCGCCACCAGCAAACCUUGGUGAGCCACCCCUGUAUAUGCGGGUCAUUUACGACUUCAUGGCCAGGAACAACCAAGAGCUGAGUAUUAUGAAGGGUGACGUGGUCCAGGUGAUUCAGAAAUCCAAGCAAUGGUGGCUUGUUCGCAACAACCGUGACGAGCAAGGCAACGUUCCUCAAAAUGUUCUGGAGCCGAUGAGGAGCACCGGGCCCAUGGAUGAUCAAAUGCGGGACACCCAUGGUCCAGUUACUCUGGAUAUGAUGUCCUCAUCUGCAGAGGUCAAAGCCUGGCUGCAGCACAAAGGUUUCUCCAAAAUCACUGUGAGCACCCUCGGGGUGCUGACCGGUAAACUGCUUCUGGGGAUGACUAAGGAUGAGAUAAGGACUGUCUGUCCAGAGGAAGGAGGCAAAGUCUUCUUCCAGCUUCAAGCAAUUAAGUCAGCCAUUGCACUUGCCAGUGAACCAUCAGGCCUGUACAACGGUCGCUACUGACAUCCUGCUCCAGUUGUCCUUCAUCAAGAGAUCAACCUCUGGAAUGAUCAAUGUCUCAUUAAUUUUCAAAUGUCAUAAAUUAUCUUGUGUGGAUUGCUGC
Molecule: messenger RNA, 2188 nt
Organism: Scatophagus argus
Lineage: Eukaryota; Metazoa; Chordata; Actinopteri; Scatophagidae
Gene: eps8l3b
Product: EPS8-like 3b
Exons: 19
Coding region: 100-2088 (662 amino acids)
Biological process (GO): Rho protein signal transduction; positive regulation of ruffle assembly; regulation of Rho protein signal transduction
Cellular component (GO): plasma membrane; ruffle membrane; vesicle
Molecular function (GO): actin binding
Source: RefSeq, a predicted model, not a curated record